AUGGCUCAGUUUCCAACACCUUUUGGGGGCAACCUGGAUAUCUGGGCUAUUACUGUGGAGGAGAGAGCUAAACAUGAUCAACAGUUCCAUAGUCUGAAACCAACAUCUGGAUUUAUCACUGGUGAUCAAGCUAGAAACUUUUUUUUUCAAUCUGGGUUACCUCAACCAGUAUUAGCACAGAUAUGGGCUCUAGCUGACAUGAACAAUGAUGGGAGGAUGGAUCAGUUGGAGUUUUCAAUAGCUAUGAAACUUAUCAAAUUAAAACUACAAGGUUAUCAACUCCCAUCUGCACUGCCUCCUGUCAUGAAGCAGCCACCUAUUGCUCUGCCUAGUGCACCAGGAUUUGGUAUUGGGGGCAUUGCCAGCAUGCCAUCUCUUACAACUGUUGCCCCAGUGCCAAUGGCAUCUAUUCCAGUAGUAGGAAUGUCUCCACCAUUAGUAUCUUCUGUUCCUGCAGCAGCAGUACCUCCCCUGGCUAAUGGAGCUCCUGCUGUUAUACAGCCUCUGCCUGCUUUUGCUCAUCCUGCCACAUUGCCAAAGAGUUCUUCCUUUAGUAGAUCUGGUCCAGGAUCACAGCUAAACGCAAAACUGCAAAAGGCACAAUCGUUUGAUGUGGCUAGUGUGCCUCCUGUGGCAGAGUGGGCUGUACCUCAGUCAUCAAGACUGAAGUACAGACAGCUGUUCAAUAGCCAUGAUAAAACAAUGAGCGGACACUUAACAGGUCCACAAGCGAGAACUAUUCUUAUGCAGUCAAGUUUACCCCAGGCUCAACUGGCUACAAUAUGGAAUCUUUCUGAUAUCGAUCAAGAUGGAAAACUUACAGCCGAAGAGUUUAUUCUGGCUAUGCACUUAAUUGAUGUAGCUAUGUCUGGUCAGCCGCUGCCACCUGUACUGCCUCCAGAGUAUAUUCCACCUUCAUUUAGAAGAGUACGCUCUGGUAGUGGCAUAUCUGCUGUAAGUUCAGGAUCUGUAGACCAAAGGUUACCAGAAGAACCAGCGUUAGAAGAAGAACAGCAGCAACUGGAAAAGAAAUUACCAGUUACAUUUGAAGAUAAAAAACGGGAGAACUUUGAACGUGGCAAUCUAGAACUUGAAAAACGGAGGCAGGCUCUCCUGGAACAGCAACGCAAAGAACAAGAGCGUCUAGCACAGCUGGAACGGGCAGAGCAGGAAAGGAAAGAACGUGAGCGGCAGGAGCAAGAACGUAAAAGACAACUGGAGCUAGAGAAACAGUUGGAAAAACAGCGGGAAUUGGAACGGCAGAGAGAAGAGGAAAGGAGGAAAGAAAUAGAAAGAAGAGAGGCUGCAAAACGGGAACUUGAAAGGCAACGGCAACUUGAGUGGGAGCGUAAUCGUCGUCAAGAACUACUAAAUCAAAGAAACAAAGAACAAGAGGACAUAGUUGUUCUGAAGGCAAAGAAGAAGACCUUAGAAUUUGAGCUGGAAGCUCUAAAUGAUAAAAAAAAUCAGUUGGAGGGAAAGCUUCAGGAUAUCAGAUGUCGGCUGUCUACCCAAAGACAAGAAAUUGAAAGUACAAAUAAAUCUAGAGAACUGAGAAUUGCAGAAAUCACCCAUUUGCAACAGCAGCUACAGGAAUCUCAGCAGAUGCUUGGAAGGUUGAUUCCAGAAAAGCAAUUGCUUAAUGAUCAGCUAAAGCAGGUUCAACAGAACAGUUUGCACAGAGAUUCACUUCUUACUAUCAAAAGAGCCUUAGAAGCCAAGGAACUAGCACGUCAACAGCUUCGAGACCAGCUAGAUGAAGUAGAAAAAGAAACCAGAUCUAAACUUCAGGAAAUUGAUAUUUUCAAUAAUCAACUGAAGGACCUGAGAGAAAUACAUAACAAACAGCAACUACAGAAGCAAAAGAACUUGGAAGCUGAGAGGCUGAAACAGAAGGAACAAGAAAGGAAGACAGUAGAACUAGAAAAACAAAAAGAAGCUCAAAGGCGGAUCCAGGAACGGGAUAAACAGCGGCUUGAUCGAGUGCAACCAGAAGAAGAACUUCAGUGGCAAAAAAAAGUUCAGGAAGAUGAAAAGCAAAAAAGGGAAGAAAUAACCAAGAAGAAGGAAAGUGAGGAUAAGGGGAAACAGGAAAUGCAAGAGAAACUGAGUAAGCUUUUCCAACCACAUCAAGAGUCAAUCAAGCCAGCUGUCCAGGCUCCUUGGUCAAAUGCAGAGAAAGCUCCUCUAACCAUUUCUGCUCAGGAGGAUGUAAAAAUAGUGUAUUAUAGAGCACUGUAUCCUUUUGAAUCAAGAAGCCACGAUGAAAUCACUAUUCAGCCUGGCGACAUAGUCAUGGUUAAAAGGGAAUGGGUAGAUGAAAGCCAGACUGGAGAGCCAGGGUGGCUUGGUGGAGAAUUGAAGGGGAAAACUGGAUGGUUCCCUGCAAACUAUGCAGAGAAAAUACCUGAAAAUGAAGUUCCAGCUUCUGUAAAGCCAGCAGUUGAGGCAGCUGCUGCACCUAAAGUUUCUGUGCAUGAAACCACGACAUCGCUAGGAACUUCUGCUUCUACAGAGUCUACUACAACUGCCAAUAACUGGGCAGACUUCAGUUCAACAUGGCCGACAAACGCUAGUGAGAAACCAGAGACUGAUAACUGGGAUGCCUGGGCAGCUCAGCCAUCUUUGACUGUUCCCAGUGCAGGGCAGCUGCGGCAGCGAUCAGCCUUCACUCCUGCCACUGUUACAGGAUCGUCUCCCUCUCCUGUCUUGGGUCAGGGUGAAAAAGUGGAGGGGCUUCAAGCACAGGCUUUGUAUCCUUGGAGAGCAAAAAAAGACAACCAUCUUAAUUUCAACAAAAAUGAUAUCAUCACAGUUUUGGAGCAGCAAGAUAUGUGGUGGUUUGGAGAGGUUCAAGGACAAAAGGGGUGGUUUCCUAAAUCAUAUGUGAAGCUUAUUUCAGGCCCCAUUAGGAAGUCAACGAGCAUGGAUUCUGGUUCCUCAGAAAGUCCUGCUAGUCUGAAAAGAGUAGCGUCACCAGCAACAAAAGCAACUAUGUCAGGUGAAGAGUAUAUUGCUAUGUAUACUUACGAGAGUUCUGAACAAGGAGACCUAACUUUUCAACAAGGUGAUAUGAUUCUUGUGACAAAGAAAGAUGGCGACUGGUGGACAGGAACACUGGGUGAUAAAUCAGGAGUUUUCCCCUCUAAUUAUGUGAGACUCAAAGAUUCUGAGGCUCCUGGAGCAGCUGGAAAAACUGGAAGCUUAGGGAAGAAACCUGAAAUUGCCCAAGUUAUUGCCUCCUACACAGCAACGGGUCCAGAACAGCUUACUCUUGCUCCUGGUCAGUUGAUUCUUAUCAGAAAGAAGAAUCCAGGUGGCUGGUGGGAAGGAGAGCUCCAAGCACGAGGGAAAAAACGGCAGAUAGGAUGGUUCCCUGCUAAUUAUGUAAAACUUCUGAGCCCUGGUACCAGUAAAACUACACCAACCGAGCUACCUAAAUCAACAGCAUUACCUUCAGUGUGCCAAGUAAUUGGCAUGUAUGACUACACUGCACAGAAUGACGAUGAGCUAGCGUUCAAUAAAGGCCAGAUUAUAAACGUCCUUAACAAGGAAGACCCAGACUGGUGGAAAGGGGAGGUGAAUGGACAAGUGGGUCUCUUUCCAUCCAACUAUGUGAAGCUGACAACAGACAUGGACCCAAGCCAGCAAUGGUGUGCAGACUUGCAUCUUCUGGAUAUGUUGACACCUACCGAAAGAAAAAGGCAGGGAUACAUCCACGAGCUCAUCGUCACAGAAGAGAAUUACGUAAAUGAUCUGCAGUUGGUCACAGAGAUCUUCCAGAAACCACUAAUGGAAUCUGAGCUGCUAACAGAAAAAGAAGUUGCAAUGAUUUUUGUUAAUUGGAAGGAGCUGAUUAUGUGCAAUAUAAAACUACUGAAGGCUUUGCGUGUGCGUAAGAAGAUGUCUGGAGAGAAGAUGCCGGUGAAAAUGAUCGGUGACAUACUGACAGCUCAGCUGCCACACAUGCAGCCUUACAUUCGGUUCUGCAGCUGCCAGCUCAAUGGGGCAGCGCUCAUCCAGCAGAAGACAGAUGAAGUCCCUGAUUUCAAGGAGUUUGUUAAAAGGUUAGCAAUGGAUCCUCGCUGUAAAGGAAUGCCACUAUCAAGUUUUCUACUAAAGCCUAUGCAACGGGUAACAAGAUACCCACUAAUAAUUAAAAAUAUAAUAGAAAACACUCCUGAAAACCACCCUGACCACAGUCACUUGAAGCAUGCUCUUGAGAAAGCAGAAGAAUUAUGUUCUCAAGUAAAUGAAGGCGUGCGGGAGAAGGAAAACUCAGAUAGGCUGGAGUGGAUCCAGGCUCACGUUCAGUGCGAAGGCCUGUCGGAGCAACUCGUAUUUAAUUCUGUUACAAACUGCUUGGGACCACGCAAGUUUCUGCACAGUGGGAAACUCUAUAAAGCCAAGAGUAACAAGGAACUGUAUGGCUUUCUGUUCAACGAUUUCCUCCUCCUGACUCAGAUCAUAAAACCUCUUGGCUCUUCUGGCACAGACAAGGUCUUCAGCCCCAAGUCUAAUCUGCAAUACAAAAUGUACAAAACUCCCAUUUUUCUAAAUGAGGUACUAGUAAAAUUACCCACAGACCCUUCUGGAGAUGAGCCCAUCUUCCAUAUCUCCCACAUUGAUAGAGUCUAUACACUGCGGGCUGAAAGCAUUAAUGAAAGGACCGCCUGGGUUCAGAAGAUCAAAGCUGCUUCAGAACUUUACAUAGAGACUGAAAAGAAGAAGAGGGAAAAGGCCUACUUAGUUCGCUCACAAAGAGCGACAGGCAUUGGGAGGUUGAUGGUGAAUAUUGUUGAAGGCAUCGAACUAAAACCUUGCAGGUCCCAUGGAAAGAGUAACCCGUACUGCGAGGUGACGAUGGGCUCUCAGUGCCACAUUACCAAGACGAUACAGGACACCCUCAACCCGAAGUGGAACUCCAACUGCCAGUUCUUUAUCAAAGACCUCGAGCAGGACGUGCUCUGCAUUACCGUGUUCGAGAGGGACCAGUUCUCCCCGGAUGACUUUUUGGGCAGAACAGAGAUCCGUGUGGCAGACAUUAAGAAGGAUCAGGGUUCGAAGGGACCAGUUACAAAGUGUCUCCUUCUGCAUGAAGUCCCAACAGGAGAGAUAGUCGUCCGACUAGACCUGCAAUUGUUCGAUGAGCCUUAGGAGGAAAGGGACCAAUGUUUUAUUCCAGUCUGAAUUCACUGCAAUAGGUGUCUGCAGAAGCUGUCACAAAAUCCUUACUGCUGUGGUAUGAAACUACUGCUUGCCCUUCACACAUAAGAGGGUUAUCAAAGCAAACAGGAGCAUCUUUGUGCCUUGAUAAUUCUCACUGAAAAAUGAAUCCCAAUUUAGUGAGGAGAUCUCCCUCGACUUCUCUAUGUGGAACUUGACGUUAGUUUCUGAAAUGGCCUAGCUGUUCGUUGUGCUCCAGUCUGAAAGGCUGGCAAACCACAUAGGUUGCUGUGCGUGCUCCAGUUACCCUACUCUUUAAUUUACACGACGAAGGCAAUGUUGGUAUGUUUUGGAGGCUUUCUGCAGGGUUUUCCCCCUUAAGGAAUUCUGUGCCUAUUGCUCAGCAACAUGGUGUGUAAAUGUAAUGUGAAUGGAAGGAGCAGUUACGCAGUAAGAAGAUCUUUGAAGAUCUUCAUGAUGGUACUGAAAAGACUUAGAAAAUAAAUAGUUUAUAUCUAUA
Leptosomus discolor (cuckoo roller) is the source of this 5686-nucleotide messenger RNA. RefSeq names its product intersectin 1 (gene ITSN1). NCBI's taxonomy places the organism in Eukaryota, Metazoa, Chordata, Aves, Leptosomiformes, Leptosomidae. Gene Ontology annotation, biological process: positive regulation of Rho protein signal transduction; intracellular signal transduction. Gene Ontology annotation, molecular function: protein binding; guanyl-nucleotide exchange factor activity; calcium ion binding. The record is from RefSeq and is a predicted model, not a curated record.